Adineta steineri is the source of this 362-nucleotide messenger RNA. NCBI's taxonomy places the organism in Eukaryota, Metazoa, Rotifera, Eurotatoria, Adinetida, Adinetidae. The record is from the annotation of a GenBank genome assembly.
UUCUUCGAAAUUUAUCACCAGAUCAACAUUUAGCUAUUGGAAAAGCACUUGCACCAUUAAGAAAAGAGCAAAUAUUAAUUAUUGGCUCAGGUUCAUCUGUACAUGGAUUUGAUGUAACAGAACAACAAUCUGAUGCAUUUAUGAAUGAAUUAAUUAAGACUCUUACGCAAUAUGAUGAACAUGAGCGUGAAAAAGUUUUACUUAAUUGGGAUCGAGUUUUACCUUAUGCACGAUUAAAUCAACCUCGUGAAGAUCAUUUUAUACCUUUACAUGUUAUUGUUGGUGCAGCUGGUUCUGAUCGUGGACAAGUAUUAAAUCCAAAUGUAUCAACUUCACAAGCUUCUUUUAAAUUCGGUGUUUAA